Ruditapes philippinarum (Manila clam) is the source of this 999-nucleotide messenger RNA. RefSeq lists its product as uncharacterized. The transcript is spliced from 6 exons. Lineage: Eukaryota; Metazoa; Mollusca; Bivalvia; Venerida; Veneridae. Bases 247 to 999 code for a protein of 250 amino acids. The record is from RefSeq and is a predicted model, not a curated record.
UUCAUGGCCACAAAUUUACGCCAUGAAUACUGUGAAUAUCGAAUAUAUUUCGUAAAAAAAUCAAUAUAAAUUUUACUUCAGUUUGUUGAUAUCGACGAUAUCGACUUCCAGACAACAAAAUCUCAGUUACAGAGCAGAUGGUCCGGAUUUGAACACCCUUUCAAUGAAAUAAUCAAGUUUACAGUUUGUGUGUCAGAAAGUAUAAGCAAAGAGUAUAUAGUUUGUGCAAAAAGUGAUCAGACGAACAUGCACAAGUUUACUCAUCUUGAACUAGAGCCAUACAAGACCUACUACCAGACUGUAAUUGCCGAAACUGAAGCAGGGAGUGUAAGCAGUGUUUCUGAUGGGGUGACUGUAGUAGUCGUUGGCGAUCUGAUUAGGGGAAUAAGCGUGCUUGAUGGCCCAUUGUGUAGUACCUCUGUUAACAAUGUCAGCUCUUCAUCGCCAGUUAAACAUGAGGUCAAGAGUAGAGUAUGUUUAAAAGAUGUUGACUUUCAAUUGUCAACUAACGUGUUACAAGCUCACUGGACAAUUCCAUACUGGAGAAAACACAUUUUAAAAGAUAUAUUCUGGGUAGUCGAGAAAAAGGAUCGAUAUUACGACAAAUGGAAAGCCCUGAGUGAAUAUCAACCUAUGAAUGCAACCACUACACAUUUACAUGCAAGUGAUUUGACGUUAUUUGCCGGGAGAAGAUAUCGGGUAUCGUUAAAGUUUUGUGCUGGCAAAUUUUGUUUCAAGCCUGUGCAAAGUGACGGUGUAUUUGUUGUGCCAAAUGACCCCAAAACAGGAAAACUGUCAGUAACUGCAAACAGAACACAGAUUGAAAUCACCCUGGAACGAUUUGUGGAUUCUGAUAUUGAAAGUGUUGACAAAGCAAGAGAUGUCCUAAGUCACUAUGAAUGGGCGUUAGCAGAUAAAUCUUUUUCGAACCAUUAUCUAACGGAAUGGAAACGUUUACCACCACCUCAUUCUCAAAACGAUAAGUUGGUUAGAAACUAA